Messenger RNA from Oryza brachyantha (malo sina), 3141 nucleotides. RefSeq names its product auxin response factor 9. Gene Ontology annotation, biological process: response to hormone; regulation of DNA-templated transcription. Lineage: Eukaryota; Viridiplantae; Streptophyta; Magnoliopsida; Poales; Poaceae. Gene Ontology annotation, molecular function: DNA binding; protein binding. The record is from RefSeq and is a predicted model, not a curated record. Gene Ontology annotation, cellular component: nucleus. Bases 571 to 2592 code for a protein of 673 amino acids. The transcript has 14 exons.
AGACGCCGGGCACCAACCAACCAACAAACCAACCAACCGGAGCAAUCGGCAAAGCAUCCGUCUCUCUCUCUCCCCCUCCCAUACCUCCACUGGGCGCUGCCUGCCUCCUCCGCCUCGUGCAGCUCCCCUCCUGCGACCGCGACCGCCGCUCGCUGUCAAAGCCAAGCGACCAGGGGGGCGGCAGGCUUACCUCCUCUUCCUCCUCCUCCUACCAGUGGCAGCCAAAAGCCAAAGCCACCACCACACCCACCAGGCCACCACCACCUCCAGUCCCGCCCGCAAGCUCCUUCCGCCAACCCGCGGCGCCCGGAUCCGACCGCGCCUGGGCUAUCCCUACCGCAAUUCCGUCGUUGUUUGGAGGCGCGGCGGGAUACUGGGAGGAGAGCAGCUGCUGCUGCUGCUGCUGCUACGGGGCGUUGUCGGCGGCGGCGGCGACGGGGCAGAGCAGAUCCGUGGAGAUGGAGCUGAGCUGGGAGAGGAGGAGCCAGCGGCAGUCGUAGAUCGUGACUCGUGAGGCGUCCAGGUCCCGUCGGUUUCCCGGUGGUGCUCUUGGGAGGGAGGAGGGCCGGCAUGGCCGCCGCGAUGGAGAUGGCGGCGAAUCCUGGUGGCGGCUCAGGAAGCUGCAGCGACGCACUAUUCCGGGAGCUAUGGCAUGCUUGUGCUGGUCCGUUGGUCACGGUCCCUAAGCGAGGCGAGCGCGUCUACUACUUCCCGCAGGGCCAUAUGGAGCAGCUCGAGGCGUCUACAAACCAGCAGCUUGACCAGUACCUGCCGAUGUUCAAUCUACCAUCCAAGAUCCUAUGCAGCGUGGUCAACGUAGAACUCCGGGCGGAGACUGAUUCAGAUGAAGUUUAUGCUCAAAUUAUGCUGCAUCCAGAAGCUGAUCAAAGUGAACUCACCAGUCCAGAUCCUGAGCCUCAAGAACUUGAGAAAUGCACAGCUCAUUCCUUUUGCAAGACAUUAACAGCUUCAGAUACAAGCACCCAUGGAGGUUUCUCUGUUCUUAGGAGGCAUGCUGAAGAGUGUCUUCCUCAGCUGGACAUGUCUCAGAAUCCACCAUGUCAAGAACUGGUUGCCAAAGAUCUCCAUGGAACUGAGUGGCAUUUUCGUCACAUUUUUCGUGGACAACCUAGGAGGCAUCUGCUUACUACUGGUUGGAGUGUCUUUGUCAGCUCAAAAAGAUUGGUUGCUGGCGAUGCAUUUAUCUUCCUGAGGGACGAAAAUGGUGAGCUACGGGUCGGAGUAAGGAGACUUAUGAGACAAGUAAAUAAUAUGCCAUCAUCUGUCAUAUCAAGCCACAGUAUGCAUCUUGGAGUGCUUGCAACAGCAUCUCAUGCUAUCUCCACUAGAACACUCUUUUCUGUUUUCUACAAACCCAGAACAAGCCGGUCUGAGUUUGUUGUGAGUGUUAACAAAUACCUUGAAGCUAAGAAGCAGAACUUGUCUGUUGGAAUGAGGUUCAAGAUGAGAUUUGAAGGCGAUGAAGCUCCUGAAAGAAGGUUCAGUGGAACAAUUAUUGGUAUUGGGAGUGUGCCGGCGAUGUCAACGUCUCCAUGGGCAGAUUCUGACUGGAAAUCCCUGAAGGUCCAAUGGGAUGAACCUUCAUCCAUUGUCCGUCCUGAUAGAAUUUCACCAUGGGAACUGGAACCAUUGGAUACAACUAAUCCGCAACCCCCUCAACCUCCAUUGAGGAACAAGCGUGCAAGGCCUCCAGCUUCACCUUCCGUGGUUUCAGAACUUCUUCCGAGUUUUGGACUAUGGAAAUCCCCAUCUGAAGCAGCCCAAACUCUCUCAUUUUCGGAACCACAUCGGACUCGAGAGAUAUUUCCUUCAAUACCUGCAUCAAUCUUCUCAGCAUCAUCAAAUGCUGAAUUCAAUUCAAAGAAGGAACCAUCCAUGCUAAACAAUCAGUUCUACUGGUCAGCGAGGGACUCAAGAGCUGACUCCUUUGCUGCUAGCACUAACAAAGUCAGAGUUGAAAGAAAGCAAGAACCAACUACUGUUGGUUGCAGAUUAUUUGGAAUUGAAAUAAGCUCAGCUGUAGAACUUCUGCCUGCGGCUACUGUCUCAGGUGUUGGUUAUGAUCAAACUGUUGUCUCUGGAGAUGUGGACUCUGAUCAGAUCUCACAACCAUCUAAUGGCAAUAAAUCUGAUGCCCCUGUAACAAGCAGCGAGCAUUCUCCUCUUGAGUCACUAAGUCGUCAAGUGAGGAGCUGCACGAAGGUAAUUAUGCAAGGAAUGGCAGUUGGAAGGGCUGUGGACUUGACAAAACUAGGUAAUUAUGGUGAUCUUCGCCGCAAGUGUGAGGAGAUGUUUGAUAUACAAGGGGAGUUGUGUCCCUCUCUGAAGAGAUGGCAAAUUGUGUACACCGACGACGAGAAUGAUAUGAUGCUUGUUGGGGAUGACCCUUGGGAUGAGUUUUGCAGCAUGGUGAAACGGAUUUAUAUUUACUCCUACGAGGAGGCCAAUCUGCUGGCUCCAAAGUCUAAGCUGCCAAACAUAGGCGACACCAUCCAGUUCAGUGGCGUGAAUUCAUCACCUGAAUCUGUUGGCCUGGACAGUCAUGCCUCAGUUACUAACAAGGACUGCUAGCCACUGACUUUGACCUAAUUCUAUAUAUCGAUCAUUUGAGGUAAUUCCAAUGAUUCUUCACUACUGCUUCCUGUGCUGAAGGCAUGAUGUGCUUGUCUUGAAUUGUGGUGCUAUUUGGACUGCCAGUGCCAGACAAGGUCUUAUUCUGGCAAGGACGGCCUGGAGGCAUUCUGGCAGUACGUCCCGCUGCCAGUUGUUUUAUGUGUUUGGUAGGAGCCUUGGCGUUCUUGUCACUUGUCAGGUACCCAGGUUUAACAAGAACUGCUGAACAACAAGAUUAAUGACCCUUCGGUACUCUCAUUGCUUAGGAGUAAAUAGGAUUUGCAUAUGUAUAUAGUAUCAUUAGGACACCUGAUUGCCUGUUAUUGAAAUUCCAAGUAAUUUGGAUGCAUUGAUGCAAUUCAGUAAUUGCUAUUUUAGCAACCAGCCUGUGAGUGGUGGUGGAUGUGUUGAUCUUGUAGCAUUUUCUACAUUUCUCCAUUGUGGAAGCCAUCCCCAUCUGUACAUAAACGAACCAUGAAAUAAGUAAUGCCGUGCUUUCCAACCAUC